Molecule: messenger RNA, 2205 nt
Organism: Sycon ciliatum
Lineage: Eukaryota; Metazoa; Porifera; Calcarea; Leucosolenida; Sycettidae
Product: AF4/FMR2 family member lilli-like
Exons: 1
Coding region: 1-2205 (734 amino acids)
Source: RefSeq, a predicted model, not a curated record
AUGGUAUCCGCCGGGAGCGGUUUCUCCCACGCUCGCGCUCCUCAGCAGGAGUGUUUCCUCCACCAGCGUCGUCGCCGCAACCAGGAAUCAUUCCUCCCCGGUUGCGAUGGAACCCACCAGGACCGGUUUCUCCCCUGGCGCAGGUUGACCCGGGACAUGUCACUGGAUAGCAUCGCAGGGACUGGGGGUGAGGGCAGGACCGGCGUGGAUUUCACCAGGAAAGCGUUGGCAUCUGCUACCUGCUCAGACAGCAUAUCACAGCCGCAACAAGACGGUAAGAUCAGGGAACAUGGCUACGCACACACUGCAACCACUCCUCCGCCGCCGCCAGCAAUACUGCCCAGUCACAGAACCCAGCAACGACAGCAGCAGCAGCAGCAGCAGAGUUUACCAGGACAACAGCAAGGGCACUUGCACCACUACUGCCAGGAUCACCAUAACAGCCAGGAUAACCCUGAACACCAUGACAACCAGGAUCACCCUGAUCACCAUGACAACCAUGAGGAGGGGGAGGAGGGCGCCGAGAGCCAGUACGGGAACAGUGAUAACACACACGAGUACGCGGUCUUCCAGCUGAACAGCCGGGCCAACAGCUCCGAUAGCUCGUCCGGCGGCAGUCUGACACGGAGACCAUCAAGCUCAUCCUGCACCUACGCUGUGUUUGAAUCGCACAAGGCGUCGCGACGAGCAAAUGAUCACGCCAAGUCCGUGCGUAUUUCCCGCGCCACCGCUGCGUCAAAGAGGGGCGGGCGUGAGCGUACGCAUCGAGCGAUGUCCCACCAUGGCAACUCGUAUCCCUUGGCAACCUGUGCCGCGUCCCGUGGCCGAGCACGCAAGUCCGGGUCCGUUUGCGACGCUGCUGCCGCUGCUGCGGGCAGUGAUGAUCAAACGCCCAGUCGAGCAGUGCUGUCGUCCGUUCCCAGCUUCUCAUGCUAUCUGCAAAAGCGCGCUGUCACCACCAGCACCAAGAGUGCCCAGACCAGUUCAGUAGGCACGGAGUCGGCAGACACGUCGUCCCGCCGUCCGCCACUGCCUCCACCUGGCCAGGCAGCAACGAAUAGCACACCGGCGAGUGCAGUAUCGAGUGCAACAUCGGGUCCAGUGUCGAGUGCAGCUGUAAUACCAACAAUAAGUACCUCAAAGACAGGGCUGAGGAAUAACAAUGGUGGUGUUUGUCCACCACGGCCUCCACCAGGCCGGGCAGGCGCAAGGAGCGUAACCGUGAGCGCAGUAUCGGGUGCAGUAUCGAGUGCAGCUGCGAUACCAAUGGCAGACACAUCAAGGCCACGUCUUUCUAAAAGCAAUAGUGUUGGUCCACCACAGCCUUUAACUGGCCGGGCGGCAUCGAGGAGCGUAACCACGAGUGCAGCAUAUUGCCCAGUAACGAGUGCAGCUGCCAUAUCAACGGCAAGCGCAUCAAGAGCACGCCUGACGAACGGCAACAGUGGUGGCGCACUCACCCGACGUCAUCGUGACAGCAAAGGCGACAUAAUGCACUACGCGGCAGCUAGCAGCGCCGAUGUGGAGGUGAACAAGUUCCACCCUGACGCUGGAGCCGAGUCGGCGAGCUCAGGAAGGAAAUUCCAUACGCCAAUGUCCAAUCACAUGGUCAAGACGGCGAUGAAGUUCCCUGUGAUGUCACCGAUGAGGUCAUCACGGAGUUUGAGUGAGGUGCACACAUACACCCUACCAUCUCAUCAGAAGGUGAGCGAACAGCAGCAACAACAGCAGCAACAACAGCAGCAGCAGCCCAAGGCGACUCGCUCGGCUGCAAUAUCGCCCGUGCUGAGUCACAGCUCUUGCAUCACUGAAUACGACGACAGUAUGGUUCAGGACACUGCCAGCACCGUGCAGUCGGCCGAUGCCAACCAGCAGCGGAAAGAGAACUCGGCCAACCACGCCAGCUCCGGUGUGCUGUAUGAAGUUCUCAUCGGACCGCGCAGUCGCUGCGCUACGUCCACGAGGUUUUCCGAUGUCGAUGCCCUUACGUCCAACGUGGAAUCAUCGCUCGAUGGUGCAUAUUAUUCGUCCACUGUCGACGCCAUUUGUCAUUCUGUAGCCGGGAACGGCGAAGACUAUGCAUGUCUGGCGAAGAAGGCGUUCAGCAACGGAAACGUCCCCCUGAAACCAUCAUUCAAAGCCAAAGAUCAUUGGAGGACCAUCAGUUCGCGUUUGAGGCAUACUCAGCAAAGAAAACGCCACUAG